Messenger RNA from Dermochelys coriacea (leatherback sea turtle), 1596 nucleotides. RefSeq names its product opsin-5-like. NCBI's taxonomy places the organism in Eukaryota, Metazoa, Chordata, Testudines, Dermochelyidae. Gene Ontology annotation, molecular function: G protein-coupled receptor activity. Gene Ontology annotation, biological process: G protein-coupled receptor signaling pathway. The record is from RefSeq and is a predicted model, not a curated record. The transcript is spliced from 6 exons. Gene Ontology annotation, cellular component: membrane. The coding region runs from base 59 to 1258 and encodes 399 amino acids.
AGUGGGGGGGGGGGGGGGCGCGAAAGGACAACUUCUAGGUCACUGGCUUUGCCUGAAAAUGUCUCUCCAAUUUUCUCCACAGGCACCAUGGAGGAACAACAACAUCACCUUUCUGAACAAAGAGGCUCCUGUCUCAGAACAAGGAGAGACUAUUAUAGGCUUCUACCUACUGGCUUUAGGAUGGAUGUCUUGGUUUGGAAACAGCAUUGUGAUUUUUGUACUCUAUAAACAGAGAGCUGUCCUGCAGCCCACAGAUUAUCUUACAUUUAAUCUGGCUGUAUCAGAUGCAAGUGUGUCUGUGUUUGGUUAUUCCCGGGGAAUCAUUGCAAUCUUCAAUGUCUUUAGAGAUGAUGGAUUCCUCAUCACAUCGAUAUGGACAUGCCAGAUUGAUGGAUUUCUGACACUUCUAUUUGGCCUGGCUAGCAUUAAUACCCUUACAGUGAUCAGUGUGACUCGCUACAUAAAGGGCUGUCAUCCAGACAGAGGGCAUUGCAUUAGCAACAGCAGCAUCACUGUGGCCCUGGUUCUCAUCUGGAUAGCAGCUUUCUUCUGGUCAGUGGCUCCAAUACUUGGAUGGGGCAGUUAUACAGAUCGCAUGUAUGGCACGUGUGAGAUAGACUGGGCAAAAGCCAAUUUCUCUACAAUCUACAAGUCCUACAUUGUGUCUGUAUUUAUCUGCUGUUUCUUUCUACCUGUGAUUGUCAUGGUCUUCUCAUACGUGUCUAUCAUCAACACUGUCAAGUCAAGCCAUGCACUAACUGGAAUGGGUGAUCCAACAGAUAGGCAGAGGCGAAUGGAGCGAAAUGUCACUCGGGUUUCUAUUGUCAUUUGCACCGCCUUUAUUAUAGCAUGGUCUCCAUAUGCUGUCAUCUCGAUGUGGUCUGCCUGUGGUUACUCUGUGCCCAAUCUAACCAGCAUUCUUGCCAGUCUGUUUGCCAAGUCUGCCAGCUUCUACAACCCCAUUAUCUACUUUGGAAUGAGCUCCAAAUUCCGAAGGGACAUUUUAAUCUUGCUGCAUUGUGCUAAGGAGACUAAGGACCCCGUGAAGCUCAAACGCUUCAAAAACCUUAAGCAGAAGCAGGAGCCUUCUCCUUCUCAGAGAGAAGAGAAAUAUGCAGCAGAGGUCCAGCCUGCACCCAGUCCUGAUUCUGGGGUAGGGAGUCCAACCAACACCCCACCUCCCAAAAACAGGGAAGUGUAUUUUGACAUCUUUGAUUCUGCAUCUACCAACCCCAAUAUUGAAUGUGAUAGACUGUAAGGCUGCAGUUACCAUGUGCACCCACUGUAUGUACAAGUAGAACAGAUUCAGCUCACCACUUCUGAGCAGCUCCCUAAUUCCCAUUCCAUCUGUCUCUUAUUUUGAACUAACUCCUGUACGAUUUAAAGCAAAUCAGGAUGUGCUAAGCAAAUAUAAUUCUUAUUAUAUAUGGGUUAAAAAAUGCAGUUCAGCAAAUGCAGUGGGUAUCAAAUCUAGUGCCGGGGGAAUUUUUCUGGAUCUACAGUACUGCAUUUGAAAGACUUUAUAUAGAAAAUGUAUCGGUUAGCCAAAAUCACUAAUAUUUUCAUAUCCAAAUUAUAUUAAUUAGGUGAUUUCAU